AUGGCUAUGGACGUGCAAUUGGCUGAACACCCACUGAUGAGUCCAAAGGCAGAGCCGAAACCCGAGAAGAAGCCGGGGCAGAGGCCACAGAGCCACGGGGAAGACGGGCCACAGAAGGAGCUGGUGAUCCCAGGCAUCGUGGAUUUCGAGCUGAUCCGAGAGGCGCUGAGGACCCCCAAGGCCCAGACCCCUGGCACCUACCGCUUUGGCCGCCUCAGCCACCACUCCUUCUUUUCCAGGCACCACCCCCACUCCCAGCGUGUGACCCACAUCCCAGAUCUCACCGGGAAGCCUGUCUGUGUCGUCAGGGACGAGUUCUCUCUGGGUCCCUUGCCUCAGUCCACACUCUUAUCCAGCUGCCUGAUGGGGGUGCCCACCAUCUCUGUCCCCAUCGGAGACCCACAGUCCAACCGGAAUCCCCAGCUUUCUUCUGAGACCUGGAAGAGGGAACUGAAGGAGCUGGCUUCCCGGGUGGCCUUCUUCACCAAGGAGAAUGAGCAGCAGAAGAACAAAGAGCAGAAGGAGGAGACUCUGCGGGAGCAGGGGGCCAAGUACUCGGCCGAGACUGGUAGGCUCAUCCCCCCUUCCACCCGAGUGGGUGGUUGCCGCAGCUCCCGCCAGGGCCAGCGGAGCCAGCCUUCCAGCAGAGACGGAGGGGUCCAGGCCAUCCUGCAGGAUCAGGAGCUGCUGAUCCUGGAGCUCCUCUGUCAGAUCCUGCAGACGGACUCACUGAGCGCCAUCCAGUUCUGGCUGCUCUACGCUCCCCCCAAGGAGAAAGACCUCGCCCUGGGACUCCUGCAGACAGCCGUGGCUCAGUUCCUGCCCCAGCCCCUGGCCUCCAUUCCUGCGGAAAGACUCCUGCACCAGCUCGAAGAAGUUCAAGAAUCUCCCCAGGAAAACCAGCAGCUUCCCUACAGUCAAUCCCCAAAGAAGAUGAGAACACCGCCUGUAGCAAAAAGCGAAAAGCCAGAGUACAUUGGGAAAGCACAAGUCCUCCGGAUGCCUUCGAGCCAGGACAUGGAGGAGAAAACGUCGAAGCCAAUGGCAGAGAGCUGA
This is a messenger RNA of Propithecus coquereli (Coquerel's sifaka), 1056 nucleotides long. RefSeq names its product thymus, brain and testes associated (gene TBATA). Lineage: Eukaryota; Metazoa; Chordata; Mammalia; Primates; Indriidae. The record is from RefSeq and is a predicted model, not a curated record. The transcript is spliced from 9 exons. The coding region runs from base 1 to 1056 and encodes 351 amino acids.